Amoebophrya sp. A25 is the source of this 5452-nucleotide messenger RNA. The record is from the annotation of a GenBank genome assembly. NCBI's taxonomy places the organism in Eukaryota, Dinophyceae, Syndiniales, Amoebophryaceae.
AUGCUGCAGAAUCAGGGACCACGACAGACAAGCUCUUUACUCACAUCACCCUUUUAGUGGCCACGAUAGAGAGUGUAGGAAGCGGCAAUAUCUCGUGGCAGAUAGCGACUGAACAAGGCAUGCAGAUUCAUCUAAUUUGUGCUGCCUGCAAAAUUAUUACUUCUACCUAAUAUAAAUAUAUUUUUUUUUGUCAACCUCUUGGUCUUGUCCUUUGGCACUCAUCAUGCAUAGUGUAGAUAUUACUUCCCUACAACUAGAACUACACGUGUGGUGACAACAGUAAAUGAAGCUUAAAUGCACCCACUGUCGUAGCCGUUCUUGUUGGGCAAACUCAUGACAACCACUUUCACUUAGUAUGUGAAGAUGAUAUUAUAAUAUAUAUAGGUACUCUUGAGGCUACGCACUUGUCCUUUUUCUUCCAAGAAGAACAGACCAAAAUGACGGCUAUUUAAGGCGGUGGAAUGGAGGACAAGAAUGCCGGUUGCCUAGCCCGGCGAAGAUGGACGGAAACGGCACAAAAUAUACCGUUCCGACUGCAGGCCGUACUGGUCGCGUGGAUGAUAGCAUGGUCUGCGUUCCUUCUGAUUGCAGCUCGUAUUUUCAUUAUGCUGGCUAUCGCUGAUGCGUUUGCGGGUUCUGAUAGUGCUUCGACCCGAGAGACUUUCCAGAGGCUUGCAGCUCUACUAACCUUAAGGCCCAUUGUAGUUGUACUAGAAGUUGAAGUAUCUUCAGUAAAAAUAACUAUAUUAAGCAUUUUUCAUUGAUGUUCGGAGCAGGACGAGGCGACUUGUGAUCUUUUUCAUGCUGAGUGCGUAGUAAGGUUCUUCCCCUUGGCUGGAAUCUUCUUGACAGAGGCAGGUGUAAUCUAAAGGUAAAGAGGGAGAGGGAGAGGAUGAAAAGGUCAAUAGGCUAGUCACCCCACUCAACCUCAACCAUCAAUGACAGAUACUAGGGCUUAUUUUACAACGAAAGUAGAACACGACAAACAACAAUAGAGAAGUACUAGAGGAGUUCGUCUAGCAGCGCUAUCACAGGCUAGCGCAGGGAUGACGACAUCCAGCGCAUCCCUGCGCUGCUGUCAAGUUUAUUAAGCUGGGCGCCCACUGGUCGCCCUGUCUCGUAUGGGCCGAAGAUCCCGGCGAAGACCAUGACAUGGGAAGGCCACAGACAGAGGCCAGAGCCCCCGCAGGCAAAAGACAAGCCACGCCGGUGGGACGGGCGAUGCCCAUGGAGGUGAAAGCGCAACGCGCAAGCCCAAGAACUAUGAAGGGCGCACUAACUAACACCAAGACAAGCAAGGCAAGGAGGUGGAGGAAAAUGAAGACGAAAGGACUCGAAAAGGAAAAAGGUGACGGCCACGGGGAAGGACACGGGGGGCGGGUAGAGUGCCGCGGAACGGACAGAACCCAGGCGCGGACAUCGGCGGGGCAAGGGAUUGAGAAGGGGGGCGCAAAGUCAAAGGGACACCGCUGCGGCAUGGGGAGGGGGCACCACCCUGGGCAGCUGCGACAAGCUGGGGCGAGGGCCACGCAAGGGAACAAGGACGACGAGAGAAGCAGAGGGCAAGACAGAGACAAAAAGAAGAAGCGAGCCAACACCAAGACCAGACGAGCAAGGCGAGCGACACAGACAGGGGCACACGCCGGCAGAGCGCGCCCGCGCUAGGCAGGUGCCGGCCGCGCGUGCUUGAAUGGACCAAGGAAGGGAAGAGCGAGGCAGGGGACGGCUGGACGAGCCUUUUUGGGAGGUGUCUGACUGUUCGCCACCGUCUUCGCCCUCGCUGUCGUUUUUGUUGCCGCGGGUUGCUUUCUCUCAUCUUAUAUAUUCGCGGCUGCCAGUGGCUUGCUUAGCGUUGGUCUCGGUGCGGGCGUGUCGCUUUCUGGAGCCGGGUGUCGCUGGAGGGCAUAGGCAUUCCCACGUACUUACUUUGCGGAAGCAUGAAGGCGGCCUGGGCUCUGAAGUUUUUACCCCGCUACAGGCCCAGCCCUUAGGGAGGCCAUUUGCCUACGAAGUCGCUUCUGCGCUUCUCACUCGAUUGGCCUUAAAUCUGGGGGGCUGUGGCAGUUGCGUCUUGCUGUGGCCUAGGUUGUGGGGGUUGUGUCGUAGGUUGUGGAUUAAGUUUUAUGGGGCAUCCUUAUGAAAAAGUCGCACCUUAUUCUUUGGCUGUCAGUCUUGGGACACCGGGUGGGCUUUAUGGUGUUUAAAUUCGAACAGCUUGAGAGUGGGCUUGGGCCUUUUCGUGUGCUUUCUGUCUGCGUGUGCGCAAAACUCGCCAGCCCCACAGCCACACUUCAUUUUUUGUCUGCGCGUGCGCACAACUCGCCACCGCCACCUCUAACACUCGCCAUAAUUUCCACAACUUGCACAACUUGGAAAACAGCCGCCACAACUUGGGCCACAGACAACUCCCACAACCCAGGGCACAACUUUCCACAGAUUAGAAAUAAUAAACGGCAGCGCCUUCAGAGGGUUUUGGCCUUUUUAAAGCCCCCGCACUCUGCGAGCUGUCUCUCGUCAUGCGGCACCUGCCCCUGCGUGCAGUCUAUGCGGCGCCACGCGCUCGGCAUGCGUGCGCGGGAGAAUGUCUGCGCCAGCCCCCUCCGGCUCCAAAGGGAGCACCAGAAGCGUACCGCCGCCGCCGCUCCCGCGGCUUCUAUCAUGCUGCGGGCCUCGGGUCUUUCUUCUAUGUUUUCUGGGUUUUUGCUCUCGUUGGUUUUCACACAUGAUGAGAGAGUGGAGCGGAGACAAAACAAACCCGCAGCACGCGUCGCCUGACCCCUCCGAAAGUGCUGACCUGGUCCCGACUGGACUGAAGAAAGGCAAGCCCAAACCCAAAGUGACAACCCUCGCGGCCUUUUCCGGGUCGCGUGAAUGAUGAGCGAAGGUCUGGGCAGGCCGCUCCGUGGCGGAUAGUGCACCCACUCACACAAAGGAGGGGGGGGCGGCCUUGAUCGGGCCUGAAGGAGUGAAGGGUGCGCGCCGGGCAUUGCCCUCGCAGCAACUCAAGGAGGAAAGCCCGAGGGCCACCCUCGUGGGCUCCGAUCAUCGGACAGAGACAGAGGCGGGACUGGGUUCAAGGCUGUCGCCUGCUCGUCCAUUUGUCUGACGGGCACGAGGCUCCCUUUGUCUCGGUAUUUCACACGAAGCAAAAAGUCUUAUCAGAAGCUUUCAUUCUCCUUUUUGGAAAGGUAGGAGCGAAGUUUUUUGUUCAAGUAUCGACGGACAAGGGCGGCGGGAUAGCGGGCAAAAUGAUGCUAGACAGAUGUACUAACGUGGUUCUGGUUUUUUGUUUUGUUCCUUCGUCUGCCAUCUUUGUCGACAUGCAUCGCAAAUAGCCAACGUCUUGCGCCCGUUUUGGGUCCGUCUUCAGGGUCAAAAGAAAUCGACAAUGUCGAACAAAGCUAGCAGAUUUGUUCGAAAGUCGCAAUUUGAUAUAGCUUAUGCGAUAGUUGUGACGCGGCUGCCUCUAGCUGAGUAUCCAUUUCCGUACUAGACGACCUCUAAUCAUUACUUUCUCCAUGAUGGGAUGGGUCAGUACCUUUGUCAUUCUGAAUCACUGGCUGACUCAAGUGCAAGCGACGUGGCUGGGGAAGAAGUGCACGCAGGCAAAAUUAUUGGCUUGUUGUUCGUUGUUGACACAUUCCAUCUACGAAUGAAUGUCGUUUUUUCCAUCUAGGCAGACCAUCGCGCAGGCCCCCCUUUAAGUUUAACUCGAAAACUUUGAAGGGAAAAAAGCGUGGCAGCCCAGAUGAUGGUCUCAAAGAUGCAAAAAGCAUCAUCCAUACCAUCUGUGCAAGUCUACAGGAGCCACUUCACGGUGGGCUGUACUAUACGAUCGGGUCAUCCACGUUUCUUGUCGCGAACAUUUUUUCCAUCUAUGACUUGCUGAAAAAUAAACCCGCGGCGGCGAAAUACCGCCUCCACUACCGAAUCCAUGCGAAUUUGCCCUUUUUGAUGAUGUCCACGAUGACAGUGGGAUCUGCUUUCUUCUCGGCCGGCACCUACUUAAGGCAAGGAACAAGGCCUCCCCUGAAAAUCUUAUUCGGGAGGAACCAUCUUGGUGGAGCUAAGUAUAAGCGCUACUUUCCCCUUAGAAUUAGAUACAUACUCACAGCAAAUGCAAAAAAACGUCUCCAAAAUGUAACAUCUUGUGGAUCGUCCCAAGAUGGAUCCAUUGAUUCGGGUGUUCAGCUCGUCUAAGCUAUACACGAUACGCGUCGAAGGAGACGGGUGUGGGAGACACAAAUGUGGGGGAGGACGCUUUCACGGCCGCAAAUUGCUUCUCGAUAAUCGGCGGAACUUGCUUCUUGAUUGGCGGGUGCACGUUCGGAUUUUGGUGCGACUUUUUCGAUAUCUGGACUGCAUCCAAAUCUACUAGUGCUGUUCCUAGCCCCAGCGGCCCCGAAUCAGCAGCACCCAAGAAUACAGGUUCAGCAGGCCCGGAAGUCAAAAUCUCAACCUCGGGGACAGAACGACAACACUGUACUACUUCCUCUGCAUCAUCAGCUGGCGGUGAGCAGAGCAGAAUAACAAGCGGCGGCCAAAGCAUGUCACGCCGCUCCAGCAUACUACAGGUCAAUGCCUCAAUACCAGAUAGAAUAUCGAGCAGGGUAUUCCAUUCAGUGGAAAUCGUGGACGAUGAAGACCCCGAACGUGACAAAGUAGGUUUAGACCCCCAAGUAGAACAAGUCGCAGGCGACUCUGAUGAACCUCGGAGAAAGAGUACUUCUAAGAUACGCUUGCGUCGCACACGUAUUGUUGUUAAAGCGGGUGACAUCGAACCACACAACGCCGGUAAAAGGGAAAUAGCACUACUAGGACCGGAAGACAAGACAUCGUCCGAGGAAAAGGACCGCGUUACCGCGAUGGUUCUGAAUACCGUGGGACAUGCGAACCACUUUGACGAGCAGUGCAUAGUCACGACCCUGAAAAAGCCUCAUCGAGAAUGCUCCUUUCAGGUCUUCGACGAGGCCUUACUGCUCAACAUACACGAGGUGGCUGAGCAUGAGCAUACCCACUACCUUGACGACACUGCCCCGUUGCGAGGAGCUGAAGCGGCUACUCCUGCUGAAAGUGUCGCUGUUGCAACAACUUCUGAAGACAAAAAUAGAUGCUAGUAUAUCAAAAAUUAAAUUUGAUGCUGUCGUCGGUGUAAUAUUUAUACAGAUUACGGUCUUGCUCAUGCUCGUUUGCUACGACGUAGUUGUGCUGCUCUGAGUGUAUCGUCUUUGAACUGCUUGCUCUGACUAUGUUGGCUACGAGCAGUACGCGAACCUUAUUGUGCACAGCCACAGCGCACAGAAACGUACGGCGUUGUACUUGAGGCGUCACGUCGCGUGUGUUCCUGGCUGCAAGCAUGGCGAGAGGCUCCAGCUUCACACUAAUUCCGCACUGCCUGAUCAUGCGGGUUUUUGUACAUAAAUUCAAGUGCAGACUUGUUUUACCUAUCGGC